CUCCGUUGACUGGACCAUCAAAAAUUUGUGGUCUAAUGCCGUACCACUACAUCUCGACACAAAUGUCGAGACUAAUUGCGCUUCUUGACAUGCGACGAUGACAGUAGCUGCCUAGUUCUCUUCUACUUCUGUAUUCAUGGCCAAACCAUUCCUAUUUGCACUGCGCUCAAACGAGAAAUUCAUCAUCUUCACCUGCUCGAUCGCUGUCUUUACUGAUCUCGCACUCUACGGCAUUCUUGUCCCUGUUCUCCCAUUUGCGCUCGAAACACGCUACAGUAUCGCAGCAGACUCUGUGCAGUUGAAAGUAUCUGGUUCACUCGCAGCCUAUGCUGCCGGUCUCCUUGCCUUUUGUGGGCCAGUCGGUUGGCUCUCCGACAAGACAUCCUCGCGUCGCCCUUUGUUCCUCCUAGGCCUGAUUGCGCUGGUUGCUGCAACAUUGAUGUUGAUGCUCAGCCGUAGCUUUGCACUACUCAUUGCAGCGCGCAUUUUACAAGGUGCAAGUGCAGCUGUCGUCUGGGUUGUUUGUCUUGCCCUGCUGGUAGACACAGUUGGCCAUGAACGGAUCGGUCAAACGAUGGGCAUUGUUUCUAUUUCACUUGCUCUAGCACUGGGUAUCUCUCCGUUGAUUGGAGGUGCUCUCUAUGAAGCUGCUGGUUACUACAGCGUCUAUUACUUUUCUUUUGGCUUGUUGGCGCUCGACAUCUUCCUGCGACUCGUCAUGAUUGAAAAGCCUCGUAUCAAUACAACAUUGCAAGAACCCACGGAAGGACAGAUCAUCCAGCCUGUGGCCAGACGGAAGAGUCGAGUACCGACCUUGCUCAAGCUGCUCAAAUAUCCAAGAUUACUCGUUGGUUGCUGGAUUGGUCUGGUGGCUGCCAUCAUCUUUACUGCCUUCGACACCGUUCUACCACUCGAACUCCUCGACCUCUUUGGAUUUGAUGCAUUACAAUCAGGUGCCAUGUUUUGCUGUCUUGUACUACCAACAGUCAUCGCAGCACCCAUCGCUGGAUGGUGGAUCGAUAAACGAGGGCCAAAAAUCAUUACACUUAUUGGUAUCCUCCUUGAAAUUGUCUUUCUGGUGCUGCUUCGAUUGCCAAACAAGACGUCUCCAAGGACAGGACAGCUUGUUCUGUUUGUGGUUAUCCUGUGUUUAAAUGGCCUCGCUUGCAAUCUGUUCAUUCCAUCCUCCUUGGUGGAAAUUGCCCUUGUAGUGGAGGAGGAAGAACGACGCAAUCCUGGUCAAUUUGGUAAAGGUGGUGCGUAUGCACAAGCUUAUGCGCUCUACAACAUCUCCUUCAGUCUCGGGACGUUGAUUGGACCCUUGGCUGCUGCAGCCUUGCGAGAAAGAUAUGGAUUUGGGACCAUGUGUUGGGUGCUGAGCCUCUUUUGCGUGGUGAGUCUGCCUGUCACAUUCUUAUACUGUGGAGGUGACUGGAGAACACGCAUGUGGUCAGCAACUCGUGUCGCAAUGGAAGUUCCUCCAGAGACGGCAUCAUCGUUAGCAACGCAGGUGGACGUUCAGCUUGAGUCGAAGCGGUAGUACUUCUCGAGAUGCAAUUUGAUUCAUGGCUGGGAAGCACAGUUUCUAUGCAUCAAACUCUUUUCGCCAAGCUGCAUUAUCUGCCCGAGCCUUGAAUCACUCCUACCGCUUCAUCUAGAUACGGCAC
Molecule: messenger RNA, 1667 nt
Organism: Protomyces lactucae-debilis
Lineage: Eukaryota; Fungi; Ascomycota; Taphrinomycetes; Taphrinales; Protomycetaceae
Product: major facilitator superfamily domain-containing protein
Exons: 1
Coding region: 137-1540 (467 amino acids)
Biological process (GO): transmembrane transport
Molecular function (GO): transmembrane transporter activity
Source: RefSeq, a predicted model, not a curated record